Messenger RNA from Apus apus (common swift), 980 nucleotides. RefSeq names its product iron-sulfur cluster assembly 2 (gene ISCA2). NCBI's taxonomy places the organism in Eukaryota, Metazoa, Chordata, Aves, Apodiformes, Apodidae. Gene Ontology annotation, biological process: iron-sulfur cluster assembly. The coding region runs from base 42 to 602 and encodes 186 amino acids. Gene Ontology annotation, molecular function: iron ion binding; 4 iron, 4 sulfur cluster binding; 2 iron, 2 sulfur cluster binding. The record is from RefSeq and is a predicted model, not a curated record. The transcript has 4 exons. Gene Ontology annotation, cellular component: mitochondrion.
GGAAGCGGCGCGGCGGAGGCCCGGGGCGGGCGCGGGGCAGCAUGGCGGCGCUGCGGUGCGGCUGGGCGCUGGCGCUGGCCGGACGGACGAGCUGGUGUCCCGCUCCCCUGUGCCGAGGACGAGCGCUGCCGAGGCCCCCACCGGGCCCUGCCUGUGCCGUCGGCCGCCGGCUGCGGGGGGCAUCGUCCUUCUCCCAGCCAGGCCCGACAGAGAGUGACCCGGGCGAGGGACAAGUCUUUCUCAGCGAGAGCUGCGUGAAGAGGCUGCUGGAAAUCACAGAAGGCUCAGAGUUUCUCAGGCUGCAGGUGGAAGGAGGUGGCUGCUCUGGAUUCCAGUACAAAUUUUCCUUGGACACAGUUAUCAAUCCUGAUGACAGGCAAGGACAGAGGGGUGUGGUGGUGGUCAGGUGUGCCGGUUCUUUGCAAAGGGUGUUUGAACAAGGUGGUGCCCGUGUGGUCGUGGAUGUGGACAGCCUGGCCUUCGUGAAAGGUUCCAUGGUGGACUUCAGCCAGGAGCUGAUUCGCAGUUCCUUCCAGGUGGUGAGCAACCCCCAGGCAGAGAAGGGUUGCUCAUGUGGGACUUCCUUCUCUGUCAAAUUCUGACUGGACUUCCCAUGGAUGAACACUGUCUGCAGACACUUCCUGGCAGUUUUCAAAGGGGUUUUGCUUGUUCUUUACUCAGCUGCUCCCUCUUGCCUCCCUUAUCCUGUAACAAAGCCAUUACACAUGACUCCAGCUCUGUGUCUGCACUGAGCCUGUAUCCAAGACUCGUUGGCCUUCCCUUCAGAAACAUGAAGUAGCUGUGAGCACGUGGGAGCAUCUUCAGCACCUUAUAAACCGCUGGCCAGGUGGUGCUGACUUGCCUACCUUGUCCUGAAUGUGGAGCCACUUAACUGCUUGUCUCUGCAAGAGAUGGCUGUAUAUAUAUGUGUGUGUUUCUAUUGAAAGUUCUUACUAAAAAAAAAAAGUCUUUGAGAGUGA